Vombatus ursinus (common wombat) is the source of this 1354-nucleotide messenger RNA. It is a transcript of the gene YIPF2, whose product is annotated as Yip1 domain family member 2. Gene Ontology annotation, biological process: vesicle-mediated transport. Lineage: Eukaryota; Metazoa; Chordata; Mammalia; Diprotodontia; Vombatidae. Gene Ontology annotation, cellular component: membrane; Golgi apparatus. The record is from RefSeq and is a predicted model, not a curated record. The transcript has 9 exons. The coding region runs from base 181 to 1104 and encodes 307 amino acids. Gene Ontology annotation, molecular function: small GTPase binding.
GGCGUUCCACGCAGUCAGUGGACAACAGGAGGGGUGGGUUGAGUGAGCAGGGCUCCAGCAGAUUGAGCCCCGGGGGAGGAGGGGUUGCUCUACGUGACCUCUGACCUGUCUCCGCGGGGUGCAGGGCCGGAGAUGUGGUGAGAGUGCUGGCCAUGGCUGCGCCCCAAGAGCUCACCUUCCAUGCUCUGCGUUUGGGGGGCCCUGGUCACAUCUACAGAAUUUGAAGCGGCUGCUGACCUGCUUGCUGAGACCCCGGGGGCUACCACCAUCUCCAGCCUUGAGGAACCGCAGGGCCAUGUGAGCCUGGCUGUGGACACGGGGGACCAAGAAGAUGGAGACUUAGAAGAGAAUGACCAGACUCAGCUGCUGGGGGGUGAGAAACAACCUCCAAAUUUCUGGACCUUCAGCUACCACCAGUCUUUCUUCGAUGUGGAUACGCAUCAGGUGCUGGAGAGGAUCAAAAAUUCACUAUUGCCGGUACCUAGUCAGAACUUUGUGAGACACUGUCUUCGGCAUCAUCCAGACCUAUACGGGCCUUUCUGGAUAUGUGCUACCCUGGCCUUCGCACUGGCUGUGAGCAGCAACCUGGCCACUGUGCUGCAGAACUGGAAAGAGGCUUCUUUUUCUUAUAGUCCCCAGUUUCAUAAAGUUACUGUUGCAGGGAUCACCAUUUACUGCUACGCGUGGCUGGUACCAACGGCACUGUGGGGCUUCCUGCAGUGGCGAAAAGGGGUUGGAGAAUGUGUUGGCUGCUAUACCUUUCUGGAGAUUGUGUGUGUCUAUGGAUAUUCCCUCUUCAUCUACAUCCCGACUGUGGUCUUAUGGCUGAUCCCCAUCUCGGGGCUUCAGUGGUUUCUUGGGGUCCUGGCUGUGUCACUUUCAGGGGCUGUGCUCUUGCUCACCUUCUGGCCUCUUGUCCGUUCAGACACUAGGGUGGUAUCGGCAGUGCUGCUUACAGUCAUGGUUGCCCUCCAUGCCCUCCUGGCCAUCGGCUGCAAGUUCUAUUUUUUCCAGUCCCUGCCUUCGAGGUCCAUUCCUGUGACCCAAGCCCCACUCCACCAGGUCACACCACCUGGCUCCUCCAAGACUUCUGCAGCCUCCUAAAAGAACAGAGCAGCUGGGGGAAGCUGACAGACCAAAUACCAUUAGUCAUCCUGGGGGAGAAAGAAACAACCAGAGCAGGGUUCCCCAGCCAAGUGGUCAUGAUCUCCACUGAUGGAAGGAGCCCUCUGGUGCUGAGCCACAGUGUUCAUUCUGCUGAUCUGAAGACAUUUCUUACAAAUCAAAAAGUUUAUUUUUUAUGCAAAGGUGAUUUAAAGAGACUAUAUAAACAUGGAACUUCUCCUCACCUGUA